This is a messenger RNA of Symphalangus syndactylus (siamang), 3294 nucleotides long. RefSeq names its product THUMP domain 3 tRNA guanosine methyltransferase (gene THUMPD3). Lineage: Eukaryota; Metazoa; Chordata; Mammalia; Primates; Hylobatidae. Gene Ontology annotation, biological process: tRNA methylation. The record is from RefSeq and is a predicted model, not a curated record. Gene Ontology annotation, molecular function: RNA binding; tRNA (guanine) methyltransferase activity.
GGCUUCCGGCGGCGUGACCUGACCGCAAGAGGCCAAUGGAGUGCGCGAGCUGAAAGAGUCUUCGCUGGCGGCCGGUAACUGGCGGCGGUUGGGAACGGCCGAGUGUGGCUCUUCUGGUGUUUCAGCUUGGGGAGAGAGAGGCGGGCCUCCUCUUGCAGUUGAGGCCGGCGCCGGACCGGACUUCAGCCGGGUCUCGUGGCGGAGCCCAUCUUGCUCUCUCUCCCAGGCCUUUACCCACUCCCUAGGAUUCCCGGGGCCCUGUCGGUGGGAGUUGGGAGACGUGAGUUCCCUUCCAUUCUGCGCGUCUCAUUGGCUCUCUGACCUUGUGCGGAACGCGUCCUUUAGCUGACCUCAGCUGCCUUUUUUAGAAGAUGUAGAUUGUAUUCGCAGUGACUGUCAGCUUUUUAACGGCGGGAACUGACGUAGUGUUAAACACUGUCGUGUAUCGCUGGCAUAGCACAAGGACAUUAUAGGUAUUCUGUAAUCAAUAUAAGUUAUUUUGAGUCACAGACCUUUUGAAAAUCUCGUGUAAGCUAUGGCCCCUCCACCUCUCUAAUACUUCCCCCGGCCCCCGCCCCAAGCACACACAAAAGCUUAUGCAUAGGAAAUUUGUUUUACUAUUUCGGAUUACUUCCAAGAUCUCUCUCCUGAUGCCCAUCUAUGGAUCCCAGAGCCUGGCAAUACUGCUUUUAAAGAGACAGUGUUAGGGAUCUCGGAAGCACAGCCAACAUGUGUGACAUUGAAGAAGCCACUAACCACCUCCUAGAUGUGAACCUUCAUGAGAACCAGAAGUCUGUACAAGUGACAGAAAGUGACCUCAGAAGUGCAUCUGAGCUUCUAGUCACUAUUGGAGCCACUGUACCUACUGGCUUUGAGCAAACAGCUGCAGAUGAAGUGAGAGAGAAACUUGGGUCAUCAUGCAAAAUCAGCAGAGACCGUGGCAAGAUAUAUUUUGUCAUUUCAGUGGAAAGUCUGGCACAGGUUCAUUGUCUGAGAUCAGUUGAUAACUUAUUUGUGGUGGUUCAGGAGUUUCAAGAUUACCAGUUCAAACAAACAAAGGAAGAAGUUCUAAAGGAUUUUGAAGACUUGGCUGGAAAACUCCUGUGGUCAAACCCCUUAAAAGUGUGGAAAAUUAACGCCAGUUUUAAAAAGAAAAAAGCAAAGCGCAAAAAGAUAAAUCAGAAUUCAAGUAAAGAGAAGAUUAAUAAUGGACAAGAAGUCAAAAUCGAUCAGAGAAAUGUUAAAAAAGAGUUCACUAGCCAUGCUUUCGAUUCUCAUAUCUUAGAUUAUUAUGAAAAUCCAGCCAUCAAAGAGGACGUAUCAACGUUAGUAGGUGAUGAUUUGGCAUCUUGCAAAGAUGAGACUGAUGAAAGCUCAAAAGAAGAAACUGAGCCUCAAGUGCUGAAGUUUAGAGUCACAUGCAACAGGGCAGGAGAGAAACAUUGCUUUACCUCAAAUGAGGCUGCAAGAGAUUUUGGGGGUGCUGUUCAAGAUUAUUUUAAGUGGAAGGCUGACAUGACCAACUUUGAUGUGGAGGUUCUUUUGAACAUCCAUGAUAAUGAAGUCAUUGUGGGCAUUGCAUUGACUGAAGAGAGUCUCCACCGAAGAAAUAUAACACAUUUUGGACCUACAACUCUUAGAUCAACUCUUGCCUAUGGGAUGCUCAGGCUCUGUGAUCCUCUGCCUUAUGAUAUAAUAGUCGACCCAAUGUGUGGAACUGGGGCAAUACCAAUAGAGGGGGCUACUGAAUGGUCUGACUGUUUCCAUAUUGCUGGUGAUAAUAAUCCACUGGCUGUGAAUAGAGCAGCAAAUAACAUUGCAUCUUUAUUGACCAAGAGCCAAAUUAAAGAAGGCACCUUUCCUUUGUCCCCACAGCAAACCAUCCUGGGGCUUGCCCAUAGAUGCUGUUCAGUGGGAUAUCUGCAAUCUGCCAUUGAGAACUGGCUCUGUGGAUAUUAUUGUAACAGAUUUGCCAUUUGGAAAAAGGAUGGGAUCCAAGAAGAGAAACUGGAACCUUUAUCCAGCUUGCCUACGGGAGAUGAGCCGUGUCUGCACACCUACCACAGGCCGAGCUGUGCUACUUACUCAAGACACAAAAUGCUUUACCAAGGCGUUAUCUGGAAUGCGACAUGUAUGGCGAAAGGUGGAUACAGUCUGGGUGAACGUUGGUGGUCUUCGUGCUGCAGUUUAUAUUCUGAUACGUACACCUCAAGCUUUUGUUCAUCCUUCAGAACAAGAUGGAGAAAGAGGAACUCUUUGGUAAUGCAAAGAAUGAAGAUGACUAAUAGUACUUGUACUUCCCACGACUGGAAAUGUUAGCAUAAAAGAACUUGGAGAGAAAAAUAGUAUUAACAAAAGUGCAGUCUGCACUCUUUAAACCUGUUUAAGGCUCUUCAUCCUGGUUAGCAAAAGGUGUGAAUGUAAUGUGAUGAUAAGUUUUAUGAGAGCAGGCACAGUGGCUCACAACUGUAAUUCCAGCAGUUUGGGAAGCCGAAGUGUGCAGAUCACCUGAGGUCAGGAGACCAGCCUGGCCAACAUGGUGAAACCCCGUCUCUACUAGAAAUACAAAAAUUAGCCAGGUGUGGUGGCGGGCGCCUGUAAUUCCCAGCUACUCAGGAGGCUGAGGCUAGAGAAUCACUUGAACCCAGCAGGCGGAGGUUGCGGUGAGCCAAGAUCACGCCAUUGCACUCCAGCUUGUGCGACGAGCGAAACUGUCUCAAAAAGAUUUUAUAAGAAUGCAGAGCUUUUCCUUGAAGCUCUUUUGAAGUGGUAGCUUAAUUAGUAUUUUGUUGAAAAUACUUUAAAUUAGAUGUCUAGUGAAAAGCCUACUAAAGUGCUGUGAGAUUGGGGUUUAGAACAUUUUAUUUUCAGGCUUUAUGGCCUAUUUUCCAUUGUGUUAAGUGCAAAACUACCCUGGCCCAAAGGAAGGGCAGAGAACAUAAUUACAUCUUAGGCCACAUUUCAUUGUCUUUGCAGCUUUGCUAAUCCAGUUGCUCAAUUUCUUUACCUCAACCUGAAGGCAUGAAGCAUUAUUACAUUUUGUGAAUGGUGUUCAGCCUAUAAGACGAAGUCUCACAAGACCUAUAGGAAAGUUUACCAUCUGCCUUAAAUAUUAAAAUAUCCAUCGGUUAUUCACAUUAAUACACAGAAUGAAAAUAGAGAUCUAGGAAUUAUCCAAGGUACUGCAAAAAUACUGUUAGUAUAGAACAUUUCUAUUUGUAAAUAGCACAUACAUUGAUAGAUGGGGUAUGGGACCAACAAACCAAAUUAAAAGAAACUGUUUUUCUUUCAGUA